GCCAAGUUCAACGUCCACAGAUGUUCCGGGCUGGGUGCAGGGAAUUGGGCAGUGAACAGUGGGAAUUGGUGGUUGGAUAUUGUGGGUGCCCAAUAUUGGAGCACUUGGCGCUGUAAUCUGUCCGCGAGAGGAAGAGGAGGAGAGUGGCGCGGCGCGCUCUUCACUCACGAUGCUGACGUGGCGCUAGAAAGGCUGAUUCAACUCAGUGCGGGACUACGCCUACGGUUGCAAGCCAGGCUGCUGCCCAUCCGCCUGACUUGACAUUCAAGCUCGAGUGCGCACUUCCAUAAUCUCCAUAGCUGCCUCCACAACCUGCUGCCGGAAAGGCGACACGUGGUCGGUCAUCACGUUGGUCGUCUGUCAGCAGGGCGCAUUCGUAGCCGGCAAAGAUGGGAGGGGGAGGUGGAAGUCCUGGGGAGUUCACCUACCCUAAGGGUGUCUGGUCUCCAUCGGGUGGCUGGUGGUGUGAUCCCAAGUACUGGAGGAGGAACACUGCGUUUGCCUUUUUAGGAAUAUUUGCGGUUUGUAUCCCGAUUGCGAUGAAAUCGGCGGAGUUGGAGCAUCGACCUGUUGGCCCCAUCCAUCCAAUUCCGUCGCAGAUGUGGUGCAAGAAUAUUGGCCCACCCCCAGAGCAAUGAGCGAUGGAGGUUGUGACGGACAGUGCUUCAGGAAUGCAUUCCCUUGCCAGUGAGGGGAGAGAGAGAGAGAGAGAGAGAGAGAGAGAGAGAGAGAGAGAGAGAGAGAGAGAGAGAGAGAGAGAGAGAGANGAGAGAGAGAGAGAGAGAGAGAGAGAGAGAGAGAGAGAGAGAGAGAGAGAGAGAGGGGAUGGGGUGUGCGGUGAAGCAACUGGUUUUGUAACUUCUUCGGAGCUUGGUUCGACUGCGUAUUCUUUGCUUGUGAUGUGAGGGCAUGGACGUGCAAUACUUGCGCCAAGGUUUCACGGCUGGCAAUGUGGGGACCACAUCAAACUACUGGGGUCAAUGCAUCCAACCUUCAGCGUAUUCGCAAGCUAGCGCUCACACAGGUGCCUCUUUGGAAACGAUACACCCAUGCAUGAGUCCUACACACAGUCACAGAGCUGUCUCGCUGACGGGGAUGAAGACAAGAUCUUGUUGUCAGGCAGAGGAUCGCGUGUCCUGGGUUGUGGAGGUGAUGCGUUGGUGCCCUGAAAAGGCAGUCCAUUUUGGAUCAGUCAGCAGCGAUAACUGGUCUGGUUAUGGGACGUAAGAUGCAAGCCUCCGCUUAUUGCGGCGGUGAGUCCGGUGAUAUCUCACCUUAAUCGACUGUACGUUUAACUGGAAAAAUUUGCAUGAAGGGUAGUAAAGCUUCUUCAGGUAGUUGCAGCUUGUCAUGGGCUUCAGGCUGCUGUGCAGAAGGGGAAACCAAGGCUGCACUCUUUUAAUCGGCUUUUGGGACUAUUGUGCCGGCUGCAGAAGGCCGUCUGUGUGACGGUGAUGGCGAGCAUGGUAUCUUCAUGGUUUGCGUGUUUAAUUCCAGUAUCAGGCUGUCUAUCAGCUUUGCAAAUGGUCGCCCAAGGAGGUUGUUACAUCAACUUACAUGGCUGCAUAUAUACUCUUGACAAGGAUAGCUGCAUAUCUUUGUUCAAGCCAAGCGCCGUACGGAUGGCUACGCAACAAGCAGAGUGCAAGUCGAUCGUUGCAAGGAUGGGUGACCUCAGGAAGUCCACUUCUGCUCUUUCUUGUGGGUAGUUUGGGACUAAGAGGCUGAAGGGCCGCCGCCGCCUUGCGGCGCCUAUGGUCGGUCGCCUCUGCAAUCUCUCUGUGUCGCAUAUGAAAAAAAAAAAAAAACUGUAGUCCAGCGCGGAGCGGAUUAGCUUGAGAAUCCGUUUAUCUUGGAUUGCUCGCCGGAGAUGAUCGUAUACAGAGUUCCAUGAUUUACGUCUCCAAUGAUCCUUCGGCCUCCAGGGAUCCUUCAAUAUUUUUGCUUCUGCAUCGGAGCAAAAAACUAACUCCUUCAUCUGCAUCAAAGAAAGAAAAACAGUAGUAUGCAAGUCCUGCUUCAGCAUCGAAGAACAAAAAACAGGAGUACAUAUAAGUCCUGCAUCUGCAUCGAAGAAAGAAAAACAGUACUUCUGUUUCUGUGCUGCUCCUGAUCCUGGAUCGAAAGGGAAAACUAAGUACUUGUGCUGCUAAGUACUUGUGCUGCUUCUACAUCAAAACAAAAAAAAAAACUAAGUACUUUGCAACGUCCAGGGAGAGUUGACAUGGAGGUGACAAGUCUUUGCUAAAGGCUGGCAGGCCGUCGCGGAAGCGGACGUGGCAAAAAAACGAGCAUUGGCUGCAUAGCAAAGGGAUUGGCUUUUCUUCUGUGUUUGUUGCAGUUUGCUGGAGGCGAGCGGGAGGGGUGUUCUGCAGAACGGCAGAUGCUGCCUGGUGGGGAUACCCUUUCCGGCGGGAACGGAACAAGCGGGAUCUUGGGGGAGGGAGAGGGUUUCCCAAAUUGCGUAUCUGCGCUCUGGAGGACGUCAGGUUGUCGGUCCACGAUCUCUUUGUCGAUAGUCUGCCAUUUCGACCAUUUCAUCGCCACGCCGUCACCGUCUUGGUAGUAUAGCCAUGUGCGUGUCUGCCUCAUUGUUUUCCGCGUGCCUACUUUACGACUAGCUGGGAAGUUCCGCUUGUGUAGUUAUGUGGCCCUUCUCUUGCAGCCCCUUGACAUUUGUCUGUGGUUUCUUGUUUUAUGCUUAAACUUUGGCUGUUCGUAGUAGAAUUGGUGAAGCCUGUCUGUAUUUGAAUAUGUGUGGUUGGAGUAAUAGAAAAUAAAAAUAAAAAUAAAUGAAUAGAAUUGAUGAAACCUGGCACAGAGAUGUGAUUGGCCCGAGUAAUAGAACUUCCUUCACUCUUUUCUCAAUUUCUUGUCCUUAAAAAAGGAAAAAAAGAAAAAGAAUAGAUUGCCAUUUUUAUCUUGACGGAGACGGAAAGCGGAACAGACAUCUUGGUGUGAAACGGACAGUUGUAUUAUUUACCUUAUGAAUGAAUAUAAUAUAAUUUUGGGGUUAUAAACUUUGGCUGUUCGUAGUAGAAUUGAUGAAGGCUUCUGCUUCUGCGUAUUUACCUUAUGAAUGAAUAUAAUAUAAUUUU
This is a messenger RNA of Chara braunii, 3098 nucleotides long. The record is from the annotation of a GenBank genome assembly. Lineage: Eukaryota; Viridiplantae; Streptophyta; Charophyceae; Charales; Characeae.